AUGGAUAAUCAAGAGCAAGGGGAUAUAAAUGACAGCCAGUCACCUGGACAACUCCUCGACCGUGCUAGGACCAAGCUGUUAGCAGAAGAAAUGGCUCUAUUAAAGAGCUUAACAAUGUUCAGCGAUUUCACGCGGUAUGAACCUCCAAUAGGAGGUCGAUUCCCGAAGGAAACUUAUGACAAUAUCAUUUCUGCAAUCCAAGCUAUCCUUACCAGUAUGGACUUGAUGGCACUUGCAACUAGAAAUCUUGAGCGUAUGUCAGGAUACAGCCCGGCCACAGAUGUGGUUGAUGACAAUUCGCCCGGUGCGAGAAGGAGACCCAGCAGGACCGCAGCAUCGAGGCAUCAAAUCGCUGAGGGAGAAAGGUGGAUUCAACAUCUGGCUGAGGCAGCUAACUCACCGGAAUUCCGUUCGGGAGUGAUCACCUCUGUGCUAUACCAUCUAUCGGCUGCCGUUACAAACUGCCUCUGUCUGCCACCGUACCUAGCUCCUCCACACCCUUUCCCGCUAGCACGGAGGCUGCGGCACAUAAACGAAGAUUUGUUGAAAUUCAAGAAUGUGGAGAACCCCUCAUUUGCCGCUAUAAUUGCGAUUGAAGUCUUGAGCUCCAUGGUAAGCUCGAAUUUAAAGACAUUAAUGAGGUUUGCUCUCCCUUUCAGUUAUCCUUAA
Molecule: messenger RNA, 669 nt
Organism: Trichophyton verrucosum HKI 0517
Lineage: Eukaryota; Fungi; Ascomycota; Eurotiomycetes; Onygenales; Arthrodermataceae
Exons: 1
Coding region: 1-669 (222 amino acids)
Source: RefSeq, a predicted model, not a curated record